Molecule: messenger RNA, 692 nt
Organism: Prunus avium (sweet cherry)
Lineage: Eukaryota; Viridiplantae; Streptophyta; Magnoliopsida; Rosales; Rosaceae
Source: RefSeq, a predicted model, not a curated record
GUCCUUUGGGGCAAGGCAUUGCAAAUGCUGUUGGUUUGGCCCUUGCUGAGAAGCACUUGGCUGCACGUUACAACAAGCCAGACAGUGAGAUCGUUGACCACUACACAUAUGUUAUAUUGGGUGAUGGUUGUCAAAUGGAGGGUAUUUCAAACGAAGUUGCUUCUCUUGCGGGGCAUUGGGGACUUGGGAAGCUGAUAGCCUUCUAUGAUGAUAACCACAUUUCCAUUGAUGGAGACACUGAGAUUGCAUUCACUGAGAGUGUUGAUACCCGUUUUGAGGGUCUUGGGUGGCACGUUAUCUGGGUGAAGAAUGGAAACACCGGGUAUGAUGAGAUUCGAGCUGCCAUCAAGGAAGCAAAGGCUGUCACAGAUAGACCCACUUUGAUAAAGGUGACAACAACCAUUGGUUUUGGAUCUCCAAACAAAGCAAACUCAUACAGUGUUCAUGGUGCUGCAUUGGGUGCCAAGGAAGUGGAUGCUACCCGGAAGAACCUUGGAUGGCCAUAUGAGCCUUUCCAUGUGCCAGAGGAUGUUAAAAGUCAUUGGAGUCGCCAUGCCGCUGAGGGUUCUGCUCUUGAAGCUGAAUGGAAUGCCAAGUUUGCUGAAUAUGAGAAGAAGUACAAGGAGGAAGCUGCAGAGCUGAAGUCCAUCAUUACGGGUGAGCUACCAGCUGGUUGGGAAAAAGCACUUCCG